AUGGCGGCGGAAAGAAGAGAGUCGUCGGUGGAAAUGAUCCGAAUCCUUCCUCGGAAAGGAGAAGGAGAAGAGGAAGAGUUAUUCGACGCGGAGAAAGAGUUAGGGAGAGACGUGAAAUCUGUGUUUAAGAUGCUCGACGACGACGGAGGAAAAGAGAAAAGUAAUAAAUUCGUCACCGCGGAGGAACUGGAACGUUUGAGGAAAGAGAGAGGGGGAAAAGAAGAGGAAUCAGAGAAAGAACCGGUGAAACCCCUGUGGCAAAUUCUCCAAGAGCAAAGAGAUGUGAAAGAGGAAAAGUUUCAGGAAGGGUGGAAAACGAUGAAGGAAGGGAAGAACCGGCCGUUGGAGGAGGACGAGAUUGAGUUCUUGGACGAAGUGGAAGAGCAGAAGAGAGAGAACGAGAAAAGAAAGCGAGAGGAGGAGAAGGAGCUGAGCAAACAGUUUAAACUGGCGAAAGCGAGAAGUCACGCACUGAAUUCCAAAACCGCUACCGCCAUGGAGGAGAGCGAGGAGAAAAAGAAGAGAGAGAGUGGUGGGAGAGAUGAUGGUGUGGGUGUCGACGACGACGACGGCGACUUUGCGGCGAAGAAAGCGAAGAACACGAAUAACGCGAAGAAGAAACUUCUCAAAGUGGCAAAGAAGAAGACGACCAACCCACAACCAGCGACAAGUCUUCGUUAG
Molecule: messenger RNA, 681 nt
Organism: Bathycoccus prasinos
Lineage: Eukaryota; Viridiplantae; Chlorophyta; Mamiellophyceae; Mamiellales; Bathycoccaceae
Exons: 2
Coding region: 1-681 (226 amino acids)
Cellular component (GO): nucleus
Source: RefSeq, a predicted model, not a curated record